AUGUACAAGGGGAACAUCCUGUAUUAUCUUUUCCUCGCAUCUACCGUUGCUGCAGCACCUGCUAUUAGCGGCUCGAACUCGUCUGUAACCAGAUCGUCCACCACUGUGCUAAACAGCUCAACGGGAGGCGGUAGUACUGUGUCUUCUGCUCCAAACGAGGCGCAGACCGUACCACCGGCCAGCGACGAUCCUAACUUUCCGGAGUGGUCGCAAGAUACACAUGACAAUGUACAGCCUAUAAGGAACACAACUGGCGCUACGCAAAUUGUCCCCGACGACAUCGAGCUCAACCAGCAAAACCCAGACCUCUUUGCGCCCCCUACUACCGAUAACGGGCUCAUUCAAAAUGCUAAGUGGCCAUUUGCCCUGAGUAAAAAUCGUCUUCAGACCGGCGGAUGGGCUAGACAACAGAACGUGGAUGUAAUGCCCAUUGCUACGACAAUGGCCGGAGUUCAGAUGCGCCUUGAGGCUGGUGCAAUUAGGGAGCUCCAUUGGCAUUCCGUCGCAGAGUGGGCGUAUGUGAUAAAGGGAACUACCUCAAUCACUGCUGUGGACACAGACGGUAGGAAUUACGUUGCCACAGUUGGUCAAGGCGAUCUUUGGUACUUCCCGCCUGGAAUACCUCAUUCACUUCAAGGAACAGACGAUGACCCCGAUGGAACCGAAUUUCUUCUGGUUUUUGACUCCGGCACUUUCUCGGAGGAUACAACAUUCCAGUUAACCGACUGGACGGCACAUAUACCGAAGGAAGUACUGGCAAAGGAUUUCCAGACCAAUAUCUCCGCUUUCGAUCACAUACCAUCUGAGCAACUAUAUAUCUUCCCAUCCGAACCUCCUCCAAAGAACGAGACUGCUCCCUCGGAUCCGAAUGGCCAAGUUCCGCAAGCAUUCUCAUAUAGACUCUCGGAGCAGCCUGCGACACCUCUUGCCGGUGGAUCGAUCAAGAUAUUUGACCCAAGCGUGUUCCCGGUUGCCACCACAAUUGUUGGAGCUUUGGUCACCGUUGAACCUGGAGGGAUGCGGUACUGGCAUCCAACUGAGCCGGAGUGGAGUUACUUCAUCUCGGGAGAAGCACGUAUGACUCUCUUCGCAUCUUCGGCGACAGCGAAUACGUUUGACUAUCGGGCGGGCGAUAUCGGAUACGUUCCACCGUCUUAUGGGCAUUAUAUUGAGAACACAGGAAACACGACUCUCACCUAUUUGGAGCUCUUUGCUUCGGACCGAGUAGAAGAUAUCAGCUUGCAACAAUGGCUUACACUCACCCCGCCUGCUCUUGUGAAAGCUCAUCUCGACCUUGAUGACGAGACAAUUGCUCACCUAAACAAGACCAAGCAGUUUGUUGUGGGUCCAAACUAA
Fomitiporia mediterranea MF3/22 is the source of this 1356-nucleotide messenger RNA. RefSeq lists its product as uncharacterized. The coding region runs from base 1 to 1356 and encodes 451 amino acids. The transcript has 15 exons. NCBI's taxonomy places the organism in Eukaryota, Fungi, Basidiomycota, Agaricomycetes, Hymenochaetales, Hymenochaetaceae. Gene Ontology annotation, biological process: oxalate metabolic process. The record is from RefSeq and is a predicted model, not a curated record.